Copidosoma floridanum is the source of this 2305-nucleotide messenger RNA. It is a transcript of the gene nAChRalpha4, whose product is annotated as nicotinic acetylcholine receptor alpha4. Gene Ontology annotation, biological process: monoatomic ion transmembrane transport. NCBI's taxonomy places the organism in Eukaryota, Metazoa, Arthropoda, Insecta, Hymenoptera, Encyrtidae. Gene Ontology annotation, cellular component: postsynaptic membrane. Gene Ontology annotation, molecular function: acetylcholine-gated monoatomic cation-selective channel activity; transmembrane signaling receptor activity. The record is from RefSeq and is a predicted model, not a curated record.
GCAGGCAAGGGAGAGGAGGAGGAGGAGGUGACGGCGAGGCCACGGCGGAGGCGACGGCACCACGCGCCGGCCACGAGAAUGCCCCCGACGAUCGGGGAGACGCUGCGCGUCUGGUUGCUGUCGGCCCUCGUCGUCCACGGGGCGGUCGCUGGCAAUCCGGAUGCCAAGCGGCUCUACGACGAUCUGCUCUCGAACUACAACAAACUCGUCAGGCCCGUCGUCAACACGUCCGACGUGUUGCGGGUCUGCAUCAAGCUCAAACUAUCCCAGCUCAUCGACGUCAACCUGAAAAAUCAGAUAAUGACGACGAAUCUGUGGGUCGAGCAGUCGUGGUACGAUUACAAGCUGCGCUGGGAGCCAAAGGAGUACGGGGGCGUGCACAUGCUGCACGUGCCCUCGGAUCACAUAUGGCGACCCGACAUAGUCCUCUACAAUAACGCCGACGGCAACUACGAGGUGACCCUGAUGACCAAAGCCACCGUCUACUAUUCCGGAUUGGUCGUCUGGCAGCCGCCGGCAGUUUAUAAGUCCUCCUGCUCCAUCGACGUUGAGUUCUUUCCUUACGACGUACAGACCUGCGUUUUGAAGUUAGGCUCCUGGACCUAUGACGGCUUCAAGGUGGAUCUGAGGCAUAUGGACGAGAAAUCCGGCAGCAACGUCGUCGACGUGGGUGUCGACCUAUCCGAGUUCUACAUGUCCGUCGAGUGGGACAUACUCGAAGUUCCUGCGGUGAGGAACGAAAAGUUUUACACGUGCUGCGACGAGCCUUAUCUGGACAUCACGUUCAACAUAACGAUGCGCCGGAAAACCCUUUUCUACACGGUCAACAUCAUUAUCCCGUGCAUGGGCAUAUCCUUUUUGACUGUGCUUACCUUCUACCUUCCCAGCGAUAGUGGAGAGAAGGUGACGUUGUCCAUUUCGAUCCUCAUUAGUCUCCACGUGUUCUUCCUGCUGGUCGUCGAAAUCAUACCACCGACCUCCCUGGUCGUGCCUCUGCUCGGCAAGUACCUCAUAUUCGCCAUGAUCCUCGUCUCGAUAAGCAUAUGCGUCACCGUGGUCGUUCUGAACGUCCACUUCCGCUCGCCGCAGACCCACAAAAUGGCGCCCUGGGUCAAACGGGUCUUCAUACACAUACUCCCGAGGCUCCUCGUCAUGCGGAGGCCCCAGUACAAGUUCGAGCCCACGAGGUUUACAUCGAGAGCGGCGCUGAUGCGGGGCAUGCGGGGCAGCAAGGACAAAUCCUUCUACCCGUACCACGCGUCCUGCCACGACAUGGCCGACGAGCACUUCACGCCCUCGAAACGCUUCCAUAGCCACGCCUCGUCCAGGGACGACCUCUCACCCUCCAACCUCGUGGACGGGGCACACUUUGGCGGGAGCUGUCUGAUCCACGGGACGCCGAGUCUGCCCCGGCUGCCCCUGCACGCCGACUGCGAGGAGCUGCAGAUCGGGCCAACGGACGAGGAGGCGGCGGCUGCCAUCCUUGACGGCACCAAGAGCCCCGUGCUCCGGCCGACCUCCACCUUCUCGCACUCAAAGUGCCCGCCCGAGCUGCACAGGUCCUGCAUCUGCGUGCGCUUCAUCGCCGAGCACACAAAGAUGCUCGAGGACUCGACAAAGGUGAAGGAGGACUGGAAGUACGUGGCGAUGGUGCUGGACCGGCUGUUCCUCUGGAUCUUCACUCUGGCGGUGCUCGUAGGUACGGCGGGCAUCAUCCUGCAGGCGCCGACUCUCUACGACGACCGAGUUCCUAUCGACAAGAAGUUCAGCGAGUUCGCGACGACGACGAUCGUCAAGUGCCCGCCACCCCAGUAAAUAGACCCACCUCCUCCUCCUCCUCUUCUUCUUCUUCUUCGCUCUGCUCUGUUGGUGCUGCCUUGGUUCGAGCGGAAGAUCGCGCGAGUGCGACACGACUCAGGUAACUUGUCGCUGAAAUUUGCGCCCACCCCCUUCCCCCCCCCCCUUUUUUUUCUUGCGUUUCUCCUCUCGAGGCGUCGUUGGUGCUCGAGUUGUGUUUUCGCUGCUAACCGGGGCGUAUUAUUUUCUUAAGAAAACAGAAAUUCAAGCCUAGUAUGCGAUGAAACAAAAACAAACAAAAAAACAAACAAAAAUUGCAUAAAAUAAAAUCAAAAAGUUGGAUGGAUUCGUCGUUAUAACAGUAGAGAGAGACAACGUAAUGCCGUAUUUAUGUGUAUAACGAUGUGUAGGUAGAUGAAAUAGCACAGAAAUCAUUGAUCAUUCGUUAACAAAAUCGAUAUAAUUAAAUUGUUUUUAUUUUCACUCGUCAAGAGAAUAAAUAAUUACU